This is a messenger RNA of Bemisia tabaci, 1019 nucleotides long. NCBI's taxonomy places the organism in Eukaryota, Metazoa, Arthropoda, Insecta, Hemiptera, Aleyrodidae. The record is from RefSeq and is a predicted model, not a curated record.
UGAUAUUUCCAGACAGUAGUCUUUGGGAUAAGAAAUCCUUGACCACGUGGUUCUCUAAUUUGUCCUCAUAAUGAUCACCGUUCAGUUUUCAGGUGUUUUGCUGGUCGUUGCCUUCUACUUCGGAGCCACCGGGGCCAGAGCCAAUUAUGGAUAUGGAUAUGGAUCCUCUGGAUACGGAUCUUCUUCUACCAGUAAAAGCAGUAACCAGUGUUGGAACUAUGAAUCAUGUCAAGUCAACACCUGUCCAUGGACCAGAAGACGGUAUUAUGCAGUAUUUGUAUCCCCGGUGACAGUGAAUAACUUCUGGGGCAAUGGUAACUCUUGCGGCGUUUUCAAUCAAUGCACAGAUACUGGUUGUGGCUGUGUUGGUGUAGAUGUUUACAGUGUCAACGACAAAUACAUAGAGGGAUCCUUUUUCUCUUAUGACAAAUCGAAAACAAUCCAGUACAUGCGCAGUUUCAGUGGUACCAUUUCAGGAAAAUCUGGUUAUUCAGAUGUUGUCUUUACAUUCAGUCAAGAGGUAACAUGGACCGUUCCCGCCCACACUGUGAAGAAAUGCGAAGAAAAAUCAGUUUCGACUUACGUAGUACCUGCCCAAAGUGUCCAAAAGAAAGCAGUUAAUGUUCAGGUGAAAGCUAUUCACAUUGCUGUUGCUGACAAGUACAGGAUUUUAGUUUUCUGCGGUGACUUGAAAGGAAUCAAUGGUAACAAGCCAUUUGCAGUUGUUUUAACGACCAUGCCAAUGCCUGGGCAAGCCACGUGGAAAUUGAUUAAUGCAGAUUUGCGGAAAUAUAAGUUUGAACCUCGCAGCAUGGUGUUCAUAUCCCAGAGCAAGUGCGUCUAUCCACCAUUCGAAUGGUGCGCAAAGCAAUCUCCAUCAAGUUCGGGAUACGGUUACGGUUACUCUUAUUAUAAGUAAAAAAAAAACUUGCAAUUAUUUUUUUCAAUUUUUAUUCCCGGAAAAAAAUGUUGUUUUUGGAGCUUCUUAUAUUAUGAUAAUAAAUUACUCAUAACGUGAA